This is a messenger RNA of Drosophila sulfurigaster albostrigata, 3109 nucleotides long. RefSeq names its product transcriptional activator protein Pur-alpha (gene Pur-alpha). The record is from RefSeq and is a predicted model, not a curated record. Lineage: Eukaryota; Metazoa; Arthropoda; Insecta; Diptera; Drosophilidae. Gene Ontology annotation, molecular function: RNA polymerase II transcription regulatory region sequence-specific DNA binding; purine-rich negative regulatory element binding; DNA-binding transcription factor activity, RNA polymerase II-specific. Gene Ontology annotation, cellular component: nucleus. The transcript is spliced from 9 exons. Bases 429 to 1199 code for a protein of 256 amino acids. Gene Ontology annotation, biological process: regulation of transcription by RNA polymerase II.
CAAAUAUUUGAUAUUUAGUGUAUUGUGUGCUUCAUUGUGGUUUUGCUUUAGAAAUAAAAAACAAGUAUUAUUUGGAGAAUUAAUCAAUGAUUAGAUAUGCCAUUUAUUUAUCCAUGGGCAUGUACAUAUGUAGUCAGUUCAUGUAUUGUAAAAAUUAUGAGUGCAGUUUGAUGGCAAGAACGCAAUAUUAAUGAUUUAUUUGGUAGAAGUGGAAAAAAUUAUAUAAACAGAUGAAAUUCUAUUCAAUAGGUGCAAAACAAAGCCAAGGUGUGUGUGGGUGUGUGUGCUUCAGCUACAACAUUUAGCUAACGUACUUUGGCAGCGGUUGUCCAAGCACAGCAAGGCAGGAGUUUGGAACGGAGAAAGAUUCGUUUUUCGGACACUUGAAGCUCACAUUUCUAGCAAGUCAUUAACAGCAGCAUUUCAUAAUGUCGGACCUCGGAAGUGGAGACGAAGGUAUCUCAGGAUCAAAAUACAAUGCAAAUAUGGAAGGUUCUUUAAGCAGAAACGAUUUUGAGUCGUCCGGAAAAGCAAGCAGUGCAGUUGAACAGGAACUAGCUUCAAAAAUGUUGCAAAUUCAAUCAAAACGUUUUUAUUUGGAUGUAAAGCAAAAUCGUCGUGGAAGGUUCAUUAAAGUGGCUGAAAUUGGAGCUGAUGGCAGACGGAGUCAGAUCUAUUUGGCAUUGUCAACAGCAGUUGAGUUUCGCGAUCAUUUAUCGUCAUUUAGUGACUAUUAUGCGUCUUUAGCUUGUUCAAAUGCAGGGCCACCAAAUACUGAUAAUUUACCAGAAGAUGGUAAACUAAAAUCGGAGAUGAUGAUCAAGGAUAAUCGGAGGUAUUAUUUGGACUUAAAGGAGAAUGCUCGGGGCAGAUUUCUUCGGGUUUCACAAACAAUCACAAGAGGUGGACCAAGAUCUCAAAUAGCAUUACCAGCUCAAGGAAUGAUCGAAUUUCGUGACGCACUUACAGAUUUACUAGAAGAAUUUGGAGUUAGUGAUGGCGGAUUUAAAGGAGACUUGCCUGAGGAACGCCAUAUGAAGGUGGAUAAUAAGAAUUUUUAUUUUGACAUUGGCCAGAAUAAUCGUGGAGUUUAUAUGCGAAUAAGUGAGGUUAAAAAUAAUUUUCGCACUUCUAUAACGAUUCCGGAAAAAUGUUGGAUACGAUUUCGUGAUAUUUUUAAUGAUUAUUGCGAAAAAUGAAAAAAUCGUCCGAUUCGGUCACUGCCGAAAACAAUCUACCGACAACUACAAAUAGUGUUAAAUAAUGGGCAUAAAUCUUUUUCAAACACACGUCAUCGCACCAUUUCAAUGAAUAAUUAUAAAAAAAAAUUUCAAUUAUUUGUGCUCAUGCCUUUAGAAUUAGAAUUAACAGCUAAUUUUGUAAGGUUUAAGAAUUAUUGUUUUAGCUUUUUAACUAAAUGAAUUAUAUAUUCUCUUCGUCGAUGCAUAGAUGUUUAUAAGAUGAAGAUGUGAUGUUUCAUCAUCUAUAUUAGAUUUUCCGUCUGUUUGAAAAAAAACUUCAAAGACUAUUAUAUUUUUUUACGACAAUACUCAUAUAUUUUGAACUUAGAAGUUUGUUUUUCAAUUGGCCACACAUUCCUGAAGCUAAAAUAAAAUAUGGACGCAAUUUUAAAGCUCUUACCGUAUCUGGUUAAUUUUGCACAAGGCUUUAUAUUGAUUAUUACUUAUUUGUUGCAUUCCAUCAAAUAAAGUUUUCUAAAAAAUAUCCUUUUAAUUUAGAUACUCAAAAUGAAUACAUAACGCAAAUUUUUCAAAUUCACAAUAAUUUUAUUUUAAAUUGUUUUGUUCUGUUGUCUAUAAAUAAUUAAAUAAAUCUUAUGAAUAUACCCACGAUAUUCCAAACAUUUAUUUUAUCGUCUAAAUACCGUAACCUACUUUGAUCUGUGAGCAACAGAAUACAACAGAUUUAAUAGAAUAAUGUUAUAAGAUUGAUGAGAAUAAUGUACUUGCGCACUUUUGAUUUAUUCACAUUGACCAACUGUGGUCACGAAAUUUUGAGUAAAUAAUAUUGCAACGCCGUGCAUUCAAAAAUUUAGAUUUGGUCAGACUACCCUGCAGUUCAUUAAUUUAGAUUUGAUGUUAACAUUUUUAAAUAAGAACAAAAUGUGCUGAUAGAUCAAAUUCGUACAGACAUCACUACUUAUCCGAUAUAAUUUCUUAAAAAUAUACAUAAAACUUCUGCAAUUGUAUUAUUUAGAACGAAUUAAAUUAACUUAAGAGCAAUUGCAAUAACAAUUACAUAUGUAGAAACAGAAUUAUAAAACUCAGUACAUUUGAAAUAAUUAAGACGUAAGAAAGCAAUGCAUAAUUGUUUUCAAAGGGUCUUAAAAUAAUUAUUUUAAUAAAAUUUAAACAUAUUCUGACCUAAUGUUAAAUUGAAAAAUUGUUGUCAAUGGUAUUAAAAUACAAAUAUAUAUGAAGGUGGUUAGACAAUUUAAUGAUUCAGAAUCAUUAAAAACAUGUGUGUGCAGUCGUGUAAAAUUAUGUUAAUUCUCAAUAAUUAACAUAAGAAUUAACAAUAUGUGUUUCAAUAUUUUUGAAAUGUAAACUUACAUAAGUACUAAUACUAAUAAAAUAAAUUCAGUUUGAAAAGAAUGUAUAACUAAAUACAUAAGUAUAUACAUAUACAUAUAUGUGUAUAUUUCUGUACUCUGUGAAUAUAGUGUGAACCAAUACGAUGCUACUCAGUUAAAACUUUCAGCUUUAUGUUUUAUUAUUAAAUGUUUGUGAAUCAGAAUGAAAACCUGACAGUAAUAUAUUUUGUUCAACGUAACAACUUAAUAAAUUAAAAAUAAUGUGUGGAUAAGACAGGUUGUCGACGUUUGUUUAAAUUUGAAUUCAGAUGUAUGAAAGCACUGCAACUACCUAAAAGGUAAUUGGAUUGUUGAGGAACAUUUUGUCAUAUGUAUCUGGUUAAUGUAACUUAUAAAAGGCUAUCUUAAAAUAAUAUGUAUGUUAUACAAUGUUAAAGCUCUUAGAAUAUAUAUGUUAAAUACAAAUUUCUUAAAUUAAUUAUUAAAAAGUUUAUAAAACAAAACAUUUAAUGUGAUCACGUAGAAUAAAAACUUAAUAAGUACGAUACAAAAAAA